This is a messenger RNA of Entrophospora sp. SA101, 861 nucleotides long. The record is from the annotation of a GenBank genome assembly. Lineage: Eukaryota; Fungi; Glomeromycota; Glomeromycetes; Entrophosporales; Entrophosporaceae.
AUGAAGCAUAAUAAUCAACUUCCAAAUGUUCAUUUUCACAAGGAUUGGCAGUUAAGAGUUAAAACUUGGUUUGAUCAACCUGGACGUAAGAAAAGAAGAAGAUUAAAUCGUAUUCGUAAAGCUACUAAUAUUGCACCAAGACCAAUUCAACUUUUAAGACCAGCUGUUAGAUGUCCUACAGUUAGAUAUAAUACAAAAUUGAGAGCUGGUCGUGGAUUCACUCUUGAUGAACUUAAAGAAGCAGGGAUCCGUCGUAAGGAAGCUCUUACUCUUGGAGUUCCUGUAGAUCACAGACGUAAAAAUCGAUCAGUUGAAUCCCUUGCACUCAAUGUUCAACGUUUGAAGACAUAUAAAACACGUCCUAUUACAGAAGAAGAGAAAAAAUCCAGUGCAUAUGCUACUUUACGUAAAUUGAGAUCCGAUGCACGUCUUGUUGGUAUACGUGAAGCUCGUCAGGUCAAACGACUUGCUGAGGAUUAUUUAAAUGAUUUUAUUCAAGUUAACAUAGGUUCAUUAGAUUUAUCCGCAAGUCACAACAUUACACAAACGGUUGAAGUCUGUUCUGAAUAUGAGAAACGUACAAAAUUGGUUAGGCACCUUGAACGUAUUAUAGAUCAAAAAGAGAACAAAACAUUAAUCUUUACUGCUACUAAACGUACAGCAGAUGAAAUAACAAAAUUUUUGCGACAAGAUGGUUGGCCAGCUCUUGCAAUUCACGGUGAUAAGGCACAAGUUGAACGUGAUUGGGUGCUGAGUGAGUUUCGUACUGGAAGAUCCCCUAUAAUGGUUGCUACAGAUGUUGCAUCUAGAGGAAUCGGUAUAGUGAUUUUUAAAAAUUAUUUACGUCUUUUGUUUUCAUAA